Messenger RNA from Paralichthys olivaceus (Japanese flounder), 2243 nucleotides. Lineage: Eukaryota; Metazoa; Chordata; Actinopteri; Pleuronectiformes; Paralichthyidae. The record is from RefSeq and is a predicted model, not a curated record.
CGCGCGAGAGGGACAGCGCGCGCGCUGCGGAAGCUGAACUUCAUUAAACUUUGGAGUGCGCAGAAAUGACGCGACACGUGCUCGCGCUCUUGGCCGGGUUGCUAUGGUUGCAGCGGAGCGCUGGUCAGCAGAGAGGACUGUUUCCGGCCGUGUUGAACCUGGCCUCCAUGGCGGACAUCACGGCGAACGCUACCUGCGGUUCAACGGGUCCCGAGAUGUUCUGUAAGCUGGUGGAACAUGUACCGGGUCAGCCCGUUAAAAACUCUCAGUGUCGAAUCUGCAACCAGAGGAGCGCGAAACCAGUCGAGCAUCAUCCCAUAGAAUACGCCAUCGAUGGGACCAACCGCUGGUGGCAAAGUCCCUCCAUCAAGAAUGGGAUGGAGUACCACUAUGUGACAAUCACGCUAGACUUGAAACAGGUUUUCCAGAUCGCCUAUUUGAUCAUCAAAGCAGCCAACUCUCCUCGCCCGGGUAACUGGGUGUUAGAGCGUUCGAUAGACGGUGUGACCUUUGAACCCUGGCAGUACUACGCCAUCACGGAGACGGAGUGCCUGACACGAUUCAACAUUAAUCCACGCAGAGGACCUCCAUCCUACACCAGGGACGAUGAAGUUAUCUGCACGUCAUUUUAUUCAAAGAUUCACCCUCUGGAGAACGGAGAGAUCCACACGUCUUUGAUCAAUGGCCGUCCCAGCGCGGAGGACCCCUCCCCGACUCUGCUCAACUUCACCUCGGCCCGCUACAUCCGGCUGGUGUUUCAGCGAAUCCGAACGCUGAACGCCGAUCUCAUGACCCUGACGCUCCGCGACCCCAGAGAUGUCGAUCCCAUCGUGACAAGACGGUACUACUAUUCCAUUAAGGACAUCUCAGUCGGAGGGAUGUGUAUCUGUUACGGCCACGCUAAAGCCUGCCCGCUCAACACUGUCACGAAGAAGUUCAGCUGUGAAUGUGAACACAACACAUGCGGCGAGAGCUGUGAUCGUUGUUGCCCUGGUUACCACCAGCAGCCCUGGAUGGCAGGAACCUUCCUCACUCGACAUAUCUGUGAAAAGUGUAACUGCCAUGGAAAGGCGGAGGAGUGCGUCUUCAAUCAGACCGCUGCAGACUUAUCGCUCAGCCUGGACGUCCACGGCAAAUACAGAGGGGGCGGGGUUUGCAUCGGUUGCCGCGACAACACGGCAGGCAUCAACUGUCAGACGUGCGUUGCGGGAUACUACCGACCUGCUGAGGUGGGAGCCGAGGAAGACGACCCCUGCGUCCCCUGCUCAUGUGACCCACACGGCUCUGUCAGCCAAUCGUGUGUCGCAGAUUCAAGCCAGGCGACGCCCCCCCAACCAGUAGGGUCGUGCCAGUGUAAGGAGGGUUUUGGGGGACGACGAUGUGACAGGUGUGCUGUUGGUUAUAUGGGCUACCCGUCCUGUCAGCGCUGUAACUGCAGCAUGGAGGGGAGCACAAAUGAUGACCCAUGUAUCACACCCUGCACGUGCAAGGAAAAUGUCGAGGGAGAGAAUUGUGACCGCUGUAAACUGGGAUUCUACGAUCUCCAAGGUGACAACGGACGUGGCUGCGAGAAGUGCUCCUGCAUGGGUGUUUCCAGCCAGUGCUCGGCCUCCGCCUGGACCUAUCAGAACGAGACCACGCUGACGGGCUGGCACCUGGUUGGAGACACUGGAGGGAGAGUGUGGUCCGUGCACAGAGAGACGCCUCCGUAUCUGAGCGUCCGACACGCAGAUGUCGUGAAUGAUCUCGGCUCCGCCUACUACUGGAACGCACCUGGACUUUACCUGGGAAACAAGCUUCCAGCCUACGGAGGGAGUGUGGUCUACGCCGUGUCCUAUACGACGGACCAGCAAGAACAAAUGGCAGUGAGAGUCACCUCAGAACCCGACCUCAUCAUAGAGGGCGCGGGGAUGAAGAUUGUGGACAGAAGGUUUGGGCAGCCGGUGUAUCCGUCCUCGCCAAGCACCAAUCACAUCGUCCUCCUGCCACAAAACUUCCUGGUGUCAGAGACGGAGCAAGUGAUUAGUCGGAGGGAUUUCCUGUCCGUGUUAGCCAAAGUGACCAGAGUGGCGGUGCGGGCGUCUUACAGCACAGAGCCCAGCGCCGUGUACAGGACUGCGACGACCACACCACUGGCCCCCACUGUGACGCAUGCCUACCUGGCUACUAUGGUAACGCCACCCAUGGCGACUGUCAUCCCUGCGCCUGCCCACUCAAUCUUCCCAGCAACAAGUAGGUUCUGA